AUUUUGAAAAGAGGAUGGUGGUGACGUCAGCGGAUAUUUGUGCGCACUGUGGACUGUGCAGCGUCUGAAGCAAAGAUGGCGGUGGCACGGGAUCGAGUGGUUCGUCUGCUGAUGCAGCUCGAGCGCGCCACGUGCAGGUGUCCUGCUCACUCCAACACUUUCCAUAAAGUGGUGCCAAGUGGCCGGCGUGAGACGGACUACGCUUUUGAGAUGGCCGCUUCCAACAUCCGAUACGGAGAGGGGGUCACCAGGGAGAUCGGCAUGGACCUGCAGAACUUGGGUGCCCGGAACGUGUGCGUGAUGACCGACGCAAACUUGUCCUGCCUCCCGCCCGUCAAAGCGGUGCUGGAGUCGCUGGCCGAGAGCGGCGUGCCGUACCAAAUGUAUGAGGGCGUUCGCGUGGAGCCCACCGACGGCAGCUUCAAAGACGCCAUCGCGUUCGCCAAGAAGGGCGCCUUCGACGCGUUUGUGGCGGUGGGUGGCGGCUCCGUGAUUGACACCUGCAAGGCGGCCAAUCUGUACUCGUGUCACCCCGACGCUGACUUUCUGGACUUUGUCAACGCUCCCAUCGGCAAAGGGAAGCCGGUCACCGGCGCCUUGAAACCGCUCAUUGCAGUCCCGACGACCGCCGGCACCGGCAGCGAGACAACGGGGGUGGCCAUCUUUGACUACGAGCCUCUGAAGGCCAAAACAGGCAUCGCCAGCCGGACCCUGCGCCCCACCUUGGGCGUGGUGGACCCCCGCCACACCCUGAGCAUGCCCAGCAGGGUCGCUGCCAACAGCGGCUUCGACGUCCUCUGCCACGCCCUGGAGUCUUAUACCGCCCUGCCGUACCACCAGCGGGCCCCCUGCCCCCCCGAUCCCCUCAGCAGGCCCGCCUACCAAGGCAGCAAUCCCAUCAGCGAUGUGUGGGCGCGGCACGCCCUGCGACAGGUCGCCAAGUACAUGAAACGGGCGGUCAACGACCCGGAGGAUGCGGAAGCUCGCUCUAGCAUGCACCUGGCCAGUGUGUUUGCCGGCAUCGGCUUCGGAAACGCCGGUGUCCAUCUUUGUCACGGUAUGUCCUAUCCCAUUGCUGGAAACGUCAAGACGCACAAAGCUGACGGCUACAACGUGAAGCACCCCCUGGUUCCUCACGGCCUUUCGGUGGUCCUGACCGCACCGGCGGUGUUCAGCUUCACGGCUCCAGCGUGUCCGGAGCGCCACCUGGAGUCUGCUGAAAUCCUGGGCGCAGACAUCAGCCGUGCCAAGCGAGCGGACGCGGGCGCCGUGCUGGCCGACGCCUUACGCCACUUCCUGUUUGAGCUGAAGGUGGAGGACGGCCUCGCCGCUGUCGGGUACCAGCAAGACGACGUGCCUGCGCUGGUCCGAGGAACCAUCCCGCAGGAGCGUGUGACCAAACUUAGUCCCCGUGGGCACAGCGAGGACGACUUGACACGUCUGUUCGAGGCCUCCAUGAAACUCUACUGACAUGGCUUCCUUCUGUCACGUGCCAAACGUGAAGGUACAAAGCGGCCAGGUGAAAGCGAGUGAUGACAUCAGCAUUGAUUUGGGGAUUUGUAUUUUUUAUUCAGAAAUAUUUGAUACAAAGGUUUGACGAUUCGUCAAAUCGCAACUGGGCUCUGAAGUGAAAUAAGACAGAGGGGACAGUCACACGUCAAUCGAUCGGCUUUCGUUCACAAGUAUCUCAUCGAACCUUUUCAUCAGCAGGUGAUGCAAACCGAUUGUUACGCGUUUAUAUAAAUAUGCAAGUCGUUAAAAGGAGACGGACUAAAUCAUCAAGAUCAGUACUUGCAUUCAUUGACAAAUCACAAAGUUGUCUUUGUUGCUCAAUAAAAUGUUCAAAAGA
Messenger RNA from Syngnathus acus (greater pipefish), 1849 nucleotides. It is a transcript of the gene adhfe1, whose product is annotated as alcohol dehydrogenase iron containing 1. Lineage: Eukaryota; Metazoa; Chordata; Actinopteri; Syngnathiformes; Syngnathidae. Gene Ontology annotation, molecular function: alcohol dehydrogenase (NAD+) activity; metal ion binding. Gene Ontology annotation, cellular component: mitochondrion. The record is from RefSeq and is a predicted model, not a curated record. Bases 76 to 1470 code for a protein of 464 amino acids. The transcript is spliced from 14 exons.